Messenger RNA from Phytophthora nicotianae INRA-310, 1071 nucleotides. RefSeq lists its product as hypothetical. The record is from RefSeq and is a predicted model, not a curated record. Bases 1 to 1071 code for a protein of 356 amino acids. The transcript has a single exon. NCBI's taxonomy places the organism in Eukaryota, Oomycota, Peronosporomycetes, Peronosporales, Peronosporaceae.
AUGACAGAACUGAAGAAUAGGUUUGAGCAGGCAGAAGCUAAGACACAAGCCUCGGUAGCAUCCCUGACAGCUCAUACCGAUACCAGACUUAAAGAAACGCUGAACGAUGCACGUUAUUAUACCAAGCAGCAAGUCUCCAAUAUCGAAGUACGGCUACAGCAAAAGCUAGACGCCGCUACCAGCACUAUGCGAUCAGAAGCAACUAAGCAGGUUGCAGAUAUUGCUCACCAACUGCAAUUGCAACUUCAAACUACUCAGAAACGGAUUGAGACGAACGCCCGCGGAAUUGAAGCUAGAAUUCAGUCCAAACUUGAUCAGCAACAGUCGGACGGGCAACUGCAAACCGAUUCAAAGCUGCGCCAGGUCGAACAUCGGUGGCAUGACAAUAUUGAGACUAUCGUGGGAUCGCAUGCGGAGAUUUAUUGCACAAUGAUGGAAGAGCGGCUGCAGAAAAAGCUGGUCGAAGCCCAUGCUCAAGAACUUGAUAAGACUGAAGGAGCACUUGCAGGGAUGACUGAGAAGAUCGAAAUAGUAGCGGCAGCAACAACUGAGCUCCUGACCAGGCACGAUAUUUUCGAAAACAAGAUUCAACAUUCUCUGACACAAGCAAAGUCAGAAGUCCACGAAUACCUUGCUUCCGUAAUCCCCAACUUAGGUAAACCGACCUCGGCGCUCAAUCAGGGGGAUACUAUGGCUUUCCUGCAACCCGGUAAUGUCGCUACAGGUAGUGAAAAUCAAGCACACAUCCAACUGAACGACAAAAUGUAUUCGACAACACCGGGACUAUCAGAGAAGCGAGUGCCCCAACCGAAAAAAAAUCAAGUCUCAUACGAUGAUCCCCAGUGUGAGCAACAACCUUACACACCCGUGGAAUCAAUUCCGUUGCGUCAAUCCGGUUAUCAACCAAAUCUCUUUAAAGAUCAGGAACAACAAACGUCAGAAGACGCAACAGCAAGCCGCCUGAAUUUGGUCGAAGCCCGGGUAUCGGCGCAACGAGACGUAGAACUGAGAGCUAGAGCAAGAGUAGCUUCUUUGCGUCGAAAAGCCAAGUUAAGAUUGCACUGCGCUUAA